Molecule: messenger RNA, 747 nt
Organism: Anoplophora glabripennis (Asian longhorned beetle)
Lineage: Eukaryota; Metazoa; Arthropoda; Insecta; Coleoptera; Cerambycidae
Product: transmembrane protein 136-like
Exons: 1
Coding region: 1-747 (248 amino acids)
Cellular component (GO): membrane
Source: RefSeq, a predicted model, not a curated record
AUGUCAGAAAAUCUAACUACCACCAUUGCCACAAAGCAAGGCCACAUAAAUUACGAGUCCCUGUUUGCCGUUGUUGUCAGCACAGCUGUGUGGAGGUUCGGGUACACCAUAAUUAGUCUUGUACUGCCGAGGAAGAGCCCCGAGUACUGCUGCAGGAUCAUAACGUUCAUACAUGGAUUGCUCGUCGCCUUCAUCGGUAUCAACCAGUGUUUCCUGAUCGAUUCGCCCUUCGACCACCCAGAAUGGCGAACGUCGUACAUGCAGUCGUUCGUUUUGGUGGCCAGUCUGGGAUAUUUCAUCCACGACUUGGAAUGGUGCUUCAGAUAUCAGAGAGAAGAUAAACUGAUGAUAGCUCAUCACAUUUACAGUGUUUUUGCCCUGUUCAGGAUGCUAUUCAAGGGGUACAGCGGAGCGCAAGCAACUUGUGCUUUGGGGAGUAUGGAAAUAACGAAUCCGUUCCUCCAGAUGCGCUGGUUCAUCAGAAGUGAAGGGAUGUAUCCUUCGGCGUUGUUUACAUCAGUCGAAAUCACGUUCAUAAUAGUGUUCGUCGCGAUUAGGAUACUUCUUGGGACGUAUUACAUGUAUAUUAUUUUCAAGCAGCCGAAAAACGACUGGGACUUUGUGGCACUUUCCUUCACUAUAUACGUCGUGUCUUGGAUGUUUAUGUUCAAUAUAGUUAAAUAUUUGUUUACUAAGUAUUUCGGAUUAAAAAGAAAAAAUCCGGAUGUACGCAAACAACCCUCAUAG